GCGCACACAUUUUAAAGAUCCCAUAUGUAUUCACAAUAACUACGAUUGUGUGUCUAAUUCCAUGUUGAUGCUCAUCAGAGGAGUCCAGACAUAAAGCGUCUCACAUUGAGGUCAAUGAAUUUCAGAGAUUAGAUAAACGACUGGUUCAAAAUGUCUUCACAACUUGCCAGAUUCUCAUCAUUUCACGUUCCACUCACAAAAUCGCAACAGGAACCCUCACCUCCGGUUCAUGUAGAUAUAAGCAAUAUAGCGGUUCUGCGCAACGCUUUACUAUGCUUCCACUUUUUUGACCCGUUUGAGAAAGGUGUACUGGACCUCGAUAAUGCCCAUAGAAUCCUAUCAAACGCCAAGAAUGAAGCUUUAGUUGAGCUUUUGAAGGAAGUGUUGGAAAUAUGCAGAGGGUGUUUGGAAAAAAAAGAGUUUGUAUUGACUCUCUACGGGGCAAUAGAGGCAGGGUUUUGUACAGAUCUCAAGGGAAAGGAUAAUGUAGUUGCCGAUUAUUUCAAAGGAUUAGGAGGUUCAACAGAGCGCUCAAGUAUUGCGAGCUCCAGGUCCUCAGUAAAGAGUACAGUUUUGGUGAAGAAGAGCGAGUCCAUAAGGAGUGAAAUGUUGGAUAAUGUAGAGAGCAGUGUUUACUCAAGAAGAGCUUCAGACGUCGCAGAAUCAAUCCCUGAAGAGGACCUUUCAGAUUGCACAUUUCAACCAAAGAUUAAUCAGUAUAAACUCAAGGAUUGGAAGCAAAAUGACUUGUUCAACCAAGAAGUGGAAGAAAUUUUGCAUUUUAAAAAUGAAUGCAAAGAUAUGGGUCCAUUGACAGAAUACAUUGUGUUUCACUAUAACAGCCAGAUGGAUUGGAAGUCAACCCUCAGAGAUUAAACUAUCACUUGACAUGUAAAUCAAUCGAUUACAAGGUUAGCUCGCAGUUCUGGGAUACAAAGGGCAUCCCCAAUGUCAUUUGUUAGGAUAAAUGGAGAUGCAAAAAUGCUUGGUCUCU
Molecule: messenger RNA, 994 nt
Organism: Theileria equi strain WA
Lineage: Eukaryota; Apicomplexa; Aconoidasida; Piroplasmida; Theileriidae
Exons: 4
Coding region: 151-876 (241 amino acids)
Source: RefSeq, a predicted model, not a curated record